AUGAUGCUGCUGCUGCUGCUGAAAGCAGCAGCGCUUAGGUCUUACGCUGUGUUGGGAUCUGACGGCAUUUUCGAUGUUUUGUCUGAUGAUGAAGUUGUCAAAUUAAUUCUUAAGAAGCUCCCGCCGACUCCCCAAGAGGCCGCUCAGUUGGUUGUGGAGGAAGCUGCUGCUAGAGGCAGUGCGGACGACAAGACCUGCACAGUGGUUUACUUCAAAUGGCGCAAAGACCUUUUUGCUGCUGCUGCUGCUGCUGCUGCUGCUGCUGAUGAGAAGGAAAAGGAGACAGAAAAGGACACAAAAGAGACACAAGAAGCUGCUGCAGAGAGCCAAAUAGACUCCCCCACAGACGCAGCAGCAGCCUGCAGCACAGACGGCCCAAAGCAGCAGCAGCAGCAGCAGCAAGGGACCACUGCAGCAGGUAGAGAACACACAAGCAGCAGCAGCAACAGCAGCAGCAGCAGCAGCAGCAGCAGAGAAGCCCCAGGUUGUGCUGCAGAGCCAGGCCCUCGCUCUGACGCGGAAACAGCCUCAGCAGCAGAAACAGCAGAAGCAGCAGCAGCAGCAGCACCUCCAGAGUCGCCCCCAGCAGCAGCAGCAGCAGCAGCAGCUGCUGCUGCUGCUGCUGCUGCAGAGUCCGGUGCCAGAGGCGGAGGCAUUCGGAUGAGCGGCCUCGAGGAAAUAGCAGCAGCAAAAAGCACUUUUGAUGUUGAUGCUCUUAUUCGAAAAAGGAAAAGAGAGGAGCAGGAAGCAGCAGCAGCAGCAGCAGCAGCAGCAGCUGCUGCUGCUGCUGCUGCUGAGGAAGAAGAUGAUUUUGAUAUGUUUGGGGGUGUCCCUGAGGCUCAAGAGGCCUCGCCAGCAGCGCAGCAAAAUGAGGAGGCAUAA
Molecule: messenger RNA, 882 nt
Organism: Eimeria necatrix
Lineage: Eukaryota; Apicomplexa; Conoidasida; Eucoccidiorida; Eimeriidae
Product: protein phosphatase 2C, putative
Exons: 4
Coding region: 1-882 (293 amino acids)
Source: RefSeq, a predicted model, not a curated record